Messenger RNA from Saccostrea cuccullata (small rock oyster), 1168 nucleotides. RefSeq names its product melanocyte-stimulating hormone receptor-like. NCBI's taxonomy places the organism in Eukaryota, Metazoa, Mollusca, Bivalvia, Ostreida, Ostreidae. Bases 111 to 1118 code for a protein of 335 amino acids. Gene Ontology annotation, cellular component: membrane. The record is from RefSeq and is a predicted model, not a curated record. Gene Ontology annotation, biological process: G protein-coupled receptor signaling pathway. Gene Ontology annotation, molecular function: G protein-coupled receptor activity. The transcript is spliced from 2 exons.
CCAAAGUCGGUAUACCGUUCAAUGCUGGUAUCCUCAAAGGUUGUGCCUUCUUGAAUUGAUCUUGAAGAGUUAUUUCCGACUGAAAAAUAUCAAGCUGUCUGAACACAAGUAUGGUUUGCAAUACGAAUAUAACGUCCAAAAGCCAGAACUCGUGGAACCAUACACUGGACACCGGCCCUGUAAGUAAUGCCUCUCUUGGAUUUGACUUUCAAUGCAUGGACACAUCAUUAUCGACUGAUUAUCAUUGGAGAAAGUACAUUUUUAUCCUAGGAACAGUAACUUUUGGCAUUGGAUUUGUUGGAAACAUCAUUACUUUAUUGGUUAUCAUCUAUUUGCAAAGGCUUCACACACCAACUUAUACCGCAAUCGCCUGUCUAUCCCUCUCUGAUCUGUUUGCUUUAAUGUCCCGUUAUAUCAUGAUCUUACCAGAACCAGUAAGCUCCUAUUUUGAUAACCCUUCACGACAAUCUAUGGUUUAUGUUUUCAUUUUUCUAUUUUUACAUUCUGCAAAUUUCCAUAUGGUACUGAUAUCCUACGUUCGGUACAUUUUCAUUGCAUGGCCGCUUAAGAGUCUUAAAGUGGGGUGCAGAAAAAUCAUAAAGCUUUCUCAAACUAUAUGGAUAUUUUCUUUUGCUAUAACCGGGAUAUACAGUCUUCAAGCGAUAUUAAGUAUCAACAAUAUCUUAUCUGAAAGUAUGAAAAACUGGUGCGAAUUAGUUUUUGCGCUAUAUAUUGGGGGUCUUCCGUUCUUCAUGAUACUUUACUUUCAUGUUAGAAAAAUCUAUUGUAUGCAUAGGCUGCCUCUAGCAGAAAGAGAACAUAGACUUCGCCUUGUCCGUUCAAUGUCUGCUAUUUUGUUCGUGAUAUUGAUAUUUUAUUUUUUGUCCAUUUCAUAUCCCUUUAUUUAUACAAUACUUGAUGCUUUAUAUUACACAAACACGGGAGGCCUGUCCUCUAUUGCAUUUCAACAAUUGUUUGAUUUCUUUCUCCUUUUUAACAACAGCGUAAACCCUUUAAUCUAUUUCUUUUUUUCGCUCCAAACUUCAAGACUAAUCUCAAAGGGAAGAAGAGAAUUCGCUAACAGUAGUAUUCGUUCACAAUUAUCUACAAAUUUGUAGAUGAAAAUACAUAAACUUUAUUUGAUACUCCGGUCCUACAGAUUGACUGU